AUGAAAGGACAAGGAACCAAGUUACAGCUACCACUCAAGUCAAUUACUGGGGAAUUCAAGGUGACCAAGGUUAGACAACAUCUGACGUUAAAAAACAGCAGGAAUGAGAAAGUACGAUCAGCAAAAGUAGAAAUAAGAACUGGCAGGAAGUGGUCAACAAAGAAGACGAUAGAAGAUGCUGAGUCACGAUUAAAACACAGUGAGAUAGUGGGCAGAGUUGCAGUUGGAAGACAGGGGCUGGAUGUUACACCUACAGCAAAAUGGAGAACAGCAACAGUGGAAGAAAAAAGACAUCUGGUACAGAAAGAGGUACGAUCAAUGGAAGAAGAAAGUAGAAUGGUAAAGGCAGUGAGUAUGAAGAAGCAGGGAAGCUGGUUAAACUGGGAGGGAGCAAGACAGCAGAAGUUAGGAUGGAAUGAGAUCUGGAAGAUGGAGCCACAUAGGUUGCAAUUUAAGCUGAAGUCAGUAUAUGAUGUAUUGCCAAGCCCAACAAAUCUAGCAACAUGGGGAUUGAUAGAUGACCCAAAGUGUGUUCUUUGUGGUAAGCCAGCAAACUUGGAGCACAUCUUAUCAUCAUGCUUGAGUGCUUUGAAAGACGGGAGGUAUACAUGGCGACACGACAAGGUAUUAGGGACACUAGCAGACACCUUAGAGAGAAACAUCAGGAAGCCAAGGAAAAACAAGGAAGGACUUACUUUUGUCAAUUUUGUUAAGGAAGGAGAGAAAGGUCAGAAGAAGAAGGUGGAAGGAAGUGGUUUAUUGGUAACAGCAACUGAUUGGCAAAUGUUGGUAGAUCUUAAACAGAAGUUACAAUUCCCUCCACAGAUUGCAGUAACAAACCAGAGACCUGACAUCGUCAUUUGGUCCGCCUCAACAAAACAGGCAAUCCUGCUGGAACUAACUGUACCAUGGGAAGAAAGAAUAGAAGAUGCCUACGAGAGAAAGAGACUGAAGUACCAAGAUCUACUUGCAGAAUGUAGAGACAAUGGAUGGCGGGUUUGGUUAUUUCCAGUGGAAGUGGGAAGCAGAGGGUUUGUUGGACAGUCUAUGUGGCGAGCAUUGAGAGCACUUGGUAUUGUUGGAGGGGAAAGAAGUAAACUGAUAGGGAACUUGUGUAAAGAGGCAGAGACAGCAUCGAUGUGGUUAUGGAGGAAAAGGUCAGAACAGUGGAAGCAGUAA
Molecule: messenger RNA, 1179 nt
Organism: Mytilus trossulus (common blue mussel)
Lineage: Eukaryota; Metazoa; Mollusca; Bivalvia; Mytilida; Mytilidae
Exons: 2
Coding region: 1-1179 (392 amino acids)
Source: RefSeq, a predicted model, not a curated record